AUGUAACUAGACCAGAAAUUUAAGGUAAUUCAAAAGAGAAUGACUUUUAAAUCCAUGGUUUCUCAAACCCAAAUUAUGCUCAAGACGAUUUGGGAUAAUUUAUCAGAAUCAAUUAAUUAAAUAUUCGAUUGGAUUGAAAAAGUUGAUGCUGAGAAAAUUGAAUAUAUGAUGAAGAUGGAAAAAAUGAAAAAUUGGUGGGAGAUUGAAAUUAAGUCUUUUAUAGAAAAAUCGAAUGAAGGAAUUAAAUAGAUUUAGUAAUUCAUUAAGUAAAUAUUUAUCAUAAAUAAAAGUAGGGAACUAGCUCAUGAACCAAAAAAAGAUCUGCCAGAGAUUCUAGCUUAGGUGAAAAACAUUGAAAUAUCAAUAUUUAGUAGGAUUAUUGAGAUGUGUAAAAAAGAAAAGAUUUCUAAUUCUUUAGGAUUUCUUUCAGAAUACAAUACACAAAAACUCUUUGAACAAUAAAGUAAUCAAGUAAAGUAUUCAAAUGAUAGUUUAAAUUAAAUAGAAGUUAUUUCAGAGAUUCUCAAAACCAUUCAUGAACAUGAAUUUAAUAACAAGGAUUAUUUUAAAGAAUAUUAUUUAUAAACUAUAGAUCUCAUAAAAAAAAUAUUUGAUGAGCAGAAUAUCAUAAAUUUCUUAAUAUUUUUAGUUAACUUAACAGCUAUAGAUAACACAUUUAUUUAAAGUGGAUCUAUUUCACUAAACAUAUUAGUAAAGAUGAAAGUUGAUUUGUCGAAUAAAUGCUUUGAAAACAUCAAAAUUUAAAAUACCUCUUUGAUUGGUGGUAAUUUUGUCAAAUGCAAUUUGAGUAGAUCUGAAUUCAACAAUGUAGACAUAAGCGGAAUAAAUUUGAAUGGAGCUCUACUCUUUGAUUGUAAAUGGAAAAACUUGAAAAUACAAGAAUUGAAUGAAUUUAAUGGUCAUACAUGUACUGUGCGAUCUGUAUGCUUCUCACCUGAUGGAACUACUUUAGCAUCUGGUAGUGAAGAUAAGUCUAUUCGGUUAUGGGAUGUUAGGACAGGAGAACAAAAAGACAAAUUGGAUGGUCACAGCGAUUAUGUAAGAUCAGUAUGCUUCUCACCUGAUGGGACUAUCUUAGCAUCAGGUAGUGAGGAUAGGUCUAUUUAUUUAUGGAAUAUUAAGACAAGAGAAUAAAUAGUAAAAUUGGAUGGUCAUACUAACUUUGUCUAAUCUUUAUGUUUUUCACCUGAUGGAACAACCUUAGCAUCAGGAAGUUAUGAUAAGUCUAUUCGUUUGUGGGAUGUCAAAACAGGAAAAUAACAAACCAUAGAAGAUUGUCAUACUCAUUAUGUCCUAUCAGUCUGCUUCUCACCUGAUGGAAGUACCUUAGCAUCUGGAAGUUACGAUAAGUCUAUCCGUUUAUGGGAUGUUAAGACAAGAUAAGAAAAAGCAAAAUUGGAUGGUCAUAGUAAUUCAGUUUGGUCUGUUUGCUUCUCACCUGAUGGAACUUCCCUUGCAUCUGGUAGUGUUGAUAACUCUAUCCGUUUAUGGGAUGUUAAAACUGGAUAAUAAAAGGCUAAAUUGGAUGGCCAUACUAGUGGUGUUCUAUCAGUAUGCUUCGCAUGUGAUGGAACUACCUUAGCAUCAGGAAGUAGUGAUAAGACUAUUCGUUUAUGGGAUGCUAAAACAGAAUAAUAAAAAGAAAAAAUGAAAGGUCAUGGUGGUGGAGUUAAAUCAGUAUGCAUCUCACCUGAUGGAACUGUCUUAGCAUCUGGUAGUGAGGAUAAGUCUAUUUGUUUAUGGAAUAUUAAGACUGGAUAAUAAAAAUUCUAAUUGGAUGGCCAUAAAAGUGAUGUCCUAUCAGUCUGUUUCUCAUCAGAUGGAAGCACCUUAGCAUCUGGAAGUUAUGAUAAGUCUAUUCGUUUAUGGGAUAUUAAUACUGGAUAAUAAAAGGCUAAAUUGGAUGGCCAUACUAGUGGUGUUCUAUCAGUAUGCUUCGCAUGUGAUGGAACUACCUUAGCAUCAGGAAGUUAAGAUAAAUCUAUCUGUUUAUGGGAUGCUAAAACUGGAUUAUAAAAAGUCAAAUUGGAUGGUCAUAAUAGUAGUGUCCUAUCAAUAUGCUUCUCACCUGAUGGAACUACACUAGCAUCUGGAAGUUACGAUAAUUCUAUCCGUUUAUGGGAUGCUAACUCUGGAUAAUAAAAAGCUAAAUUGGAGGGCCAUACUAAUGGUGUUCUAUCGGUAUGCUUUUCACUCGAUGGAACUACACUAGCAUCUGGAAGUUAUGAUAAGUCUAUCCGUUUAUGGGAUAUUAAUACUGGAUAAUAAAAGGCUUAAUUGGAUGGUCAUACUGGUGGCGUUCUAUCAGUAUGCUUCUCACCUGAUGGAGCAAACUUAGCAUCUGGUAGUUACGAUAAGUCUAUCCGUUUAUGGGAUGCCAAGAAAGGGUAAUAGAAAACUAAUUUAGAUGGUCAUACUCAUUAAGUCCAAUCAGUAUGCUUCUCGCCUGAUGGAAUGAUAUUAGCAUCUGGAAGUUAAGAUAAGUCUAUCCGUUUAUGGAAUGCUAAGACAGAUUUAAAAAUAGAACCCUAGAAUAAGUUUUAUGAAGAUGUUCUAAAAUCAUUUUAAAGUUCUGUAAUUUAAAAUAAUCCUCUUUAAGAUGAUGGUAUUUAUUUAAAUUAAUUUUAGUUUAACCAAAUUAUUUUAUUCUUUUGAUAUCUUAAGAGAUAAUACUACAAGCGCAGAGAACUAUAAUUUUAAAUGGAGAAUUUGUUAAUUAUUAAGGUAUAGAUUUACGAUCAUUAUUAAAAUGUAAAGGGAGUAUUUUUUUUGAAUCUUAACAGAUAAAUUAAUGA
This is a messenger RNA of Paramecium sonneborni, 2816 nucleotides long. NCBI's taxonomy places the organism in Eukaryota, Ciliophora, Oligohymenophorea, Peniculida, Parameciidae. The record is from the annotation of a GenBank genome assembly.